Messenger RNA from Lottia gigantea (owl limpet), 1927 nucleotides. RefSeq lists its product as hypothetical. The coding region runs from base 1 to 1509 and encodes 502 amino acids. The record is from RefSeq and is a predicted model, not a curated record. The transcript is spliced from 5 exons. NCBI's taxonomy places the organism in Eukaryota, Metazoa, Mollusca, Gastropoda, Lottiidae.
AUGAAGGUCCUUCUUUGUCUCGCAGCUGUAGUAAGCUUCGCCUCGGCCAUGUUUGCUCCACAAAUAAACGGAUUCUCCGAUUUCAGUGAUCCAGCAAAGUUCGACAAUGGUUUCAACGGUGGCAUUGGCGAAGGGAAAACUUUUGAUGUCAAUGAUAUGCACAAUUUCCCCGACUUCAGUCAUGGGUUUGGAAAUUUCGACGAUAGCAAAGGAACGCCGGAUCAGCACGUCUUCAAUGCCCCCAAUAAAAAUCUAAAUAACAAUGCUGAACAAAAUUUCGAUGAUCAACAUCUCAACAACUUUUUAUCUAAAGGUGACGCUGGUAUUCCAGGGGGUUUCCGUGGAGCUGAUCACAACAAUGGUUUCAUCAAUGACACCGUUUUGGUAGCUGGAACUGCAGCUGCUCCCACAGUUGGAAGUGGAGGAGGAGUAGGAAGUGUGACAGCUGAUCAACAAAAUGGUCUCGCCAAUCGUCCUCCAGGUUGCAACCCUGAUCACGAAAGUGGUUUCGUCACCGACACAAUUACCGCAGCCGGAAGUGUUGCAGCCAAUCAAGGUAACGUAGCCGACUCUACCAAUAAACAAAACGUUGGGAGUGGCAGGCAUAACCAUAUUUCGCAUGACGUUACCAAUGAUAUCCACAAUGGUAUUCACUUCAAACAACGAAAUGGUGUUUACCAGCCAAACAAUCAAUUUGCUCCAGAACAAGAAUUUCACGGAAACUCCUUUGAUAAGACCCAUGCUGAUCAUGACUCAAAUAUUAACCUUCCGUCUGUAGAGGAUCUACAUAAACACAUCCCAACUCCAGUUGUCUUUAAACCGACCAUUGCUCCAUUUGUUCACCCAGAUGGACCUGUUGGAGGACCAGUUACUGUUUCUGAUAUCCAAUUUGAUCAUCCAGAUCCACCAAAGAAAUUCACUCAUGAUGGAUUCCCAUCAUUUAACGGACGACAAUCCAAAUUUUCCAGAGCCAAUGAUAUUCCCGGAUUCUUCUCGGAUCCUUUUGGUAGUGUUGGUGGUUCUAGUGGACACAGAAAGGGGCUAAAUAGUCAGUCCUGUCCAACAAUCAACAACCCAGCUGCUCCGUAUGUUUUGAGCUCAACUGCAUCUGACUACCCACGAGAAGAUAUUAACGCUGAAUUAGCUAGAAGACCCGGGUUAAGAUCUAUGGUUGCAAAUAACGGGCAGCAGAAACCUUCUCUUGAUGUUGUUGAUGGUACAGCCAGCUGUGUGUCCAGUCAAAAUUCUUUAAGAAAAUUCAGAAGAUAUAAUGGUGCAUGCUACGUCUUGGAUGGUGAAGCAGUUGACAUGGUCGAUUGCCAAUCCGCCAACUGUAACCAAUGUAAUACAAGUGGUGCCCAAUCUAAUAUUCAAGGAUUAUGCGUGCCUCAGUACCAGAACAUCAAUGUCAUGGCUUACUGUGUGAACGCUCCAGAUGCUAACAACAAAAUUAAUCGAGAACUGGUUCCAGUUCCAAGUUUUUGUGGAUGUAGAAUGGUUCAAUGUUAAGAAAGUUUUUGGUGGUGUAUGUCUCCUUAAUAGAAAUUAGAUUGUCGUAAAAUUUGCUGCGAAAGUUUUCUACAUUGCACACAAAGGCAGACUUAUUAGAUAUGGCUAUUGUAUUAUUAGUGGAACAUCCGCUCGCUCAGGGACACUUUCUGUUUUCGUGGCACAUAUUGAGUUCCAAUUUCUAUAGAAAAUUGAAAAAUAGAAAUAGCCUUUCUUGCUAUUUCUACUUAAAAUCUUUUCAAAUCUGAUUUAAACAAUUUAUUGUGAAAAUUCAGAAUUCUAUGUCAAACAUAAUAUCUCUGGAAAACUUUUGUAGUAAAUCUUAUAGUAAUUUAACAAAGAGAGAAUUUGGAUGAAAGUUUGGUGUAACCAUUAUAUAACUCUAUAUCGCUUAUGUUCUAUUAAACUGUAUUAUUAU